UGAUUAGUACAAUUCACUUUGCUCUAAGUCGCUCAACCGACUUCACCGAAUUGAACCUUCGCAGCCAGCACCUUCAAACGAAACUACUACGAGGAACGAUCCCAAUCUCCACUCCACCUCGGACAACCUACGAUCUACAUCAUCUGCCCGACCAUACCCCCCUCUUUCGGCAACCUACGAUCGAUUGAUUUAGGGAAGAACAACCAAACAUAAGAGGAAGGGAAAAAAGAGUAAUAGGGAGGUCUAGAUAAAAGACAACUCCCCUCAUCAAACCUCAAUUCCUACAACCAACCAACCCCAAACCGAUACCAUGCCCGCCGUCCGACCAAACGCUGCCGUGCGGGCUACGCGCGCCCUACAGAAGCAACAAUCAUCCACACCAAUCCGAACUUUCUCAGCGACAUCUCGAGCGCCCGCUUCCCACGGUCCGCAAUACGACCCCCCGACCGGUUGGUUGUUCGGCGUCAAGCCCGGCGAGAAGUACCAGAAGGAAGGCUGGGAGGGCCCAUUCAUCUACGGUUUCUGCGGUAGCAUUCUCGUAGCUGCUAUCGCUUACGGAUUCAAGCCUGAUACCUCUAUACAAACGUGGGCUCUAGAAGAAGCGCGACGAAGGUUAGAGGCCGAAGGUAUUCUCGAAGACCCCGAGAAGAAAUAGUGAUGAUGGAUAGAUAAACCUUCACACCUACACAACCAUAGAGAAUGAUCCACAGGAAUGGAAUUCUGGUACAAAUAACAGGAUCGAGAUUUGUCACCUUGUACAUGAAACACAUCCCCGGCUUUCCUUGCUUUUUAUUUUACACUUCCGUCCAUCUUGGCGGAGGGAUCAGCUUCGAUUAGAGAAACCCCAUCAUCAUAGACGGAUCGCCUCCAAGCUGGUGAGGCGGCUUAACUACUACCUACAUACAAGCUGCAAUUGAAUUUUGUGUACCACGCGUUAUGAUACCCUUCCCAUUGGGAUGUUAUCGGUCUUUAU
Messenger RNA from Hypoxylon trugodes, 973 nucleotides. RefSeq names its product ESSS subunit of NADH:ubiquinone oxidoreductase-domain-containing protein. The transcript is spliced from 2 exons. The record is from RefSeq and is a predicted model, not a curated record. Bases 311 to 655 code for a protein of 114 amino acids. NCBI's taxonomy places the organism in Eukaryota, Fungi, Ascomycota, Sordariomycetes, Xylariales, Hypoxylaceae.